Messenger RNA from Pteropus alecto (black flying fox), 6188 nucleotides. RefSeq names its product transducin beta like 3 (gene TBL3). Gene Ontology annotation, molecular function: protein binding; U3 snoRNA binding. The transcript is spliced from 22 exons. Lineage: Eukaryota; Metazoa; Chordata; Mammalia; Chiroptera; Pteropodidae. The record is from RefSeq and is a predicted model, not a curated record. Bases 155 to 2458 code for a protein of 767 amino acids. Gene Ontology annotation, biological process: endonucleolytic cleavage to generate mature 5'-end of SSU-rRNA from (SSU-rRNA, 5.8S rRNA, LSU-rRNA); endonucleolytic cleavage in 5'-ETS of tricistronic rRNA transcript (SSU-rRNA, 5.8S rRNA, LSU-rRNA). Gene Ontology annotation, cellular component: nucleolus; small-subunit processome; 90S preribosome.
AGCCACUAACCACAGCAAAGAUGGCGCCGAGAGCGCAGUGCUAGUUACGUCACAUCAGUAGUGGACGGUGACGAUACCGAAGUGCGCCGGCAGUGAGGAGUGGCGCACGGGUUCCCCUCACGCGGCGGUGGCAGCUGCGGUGGCGGCAGCGACAAUGGAGGAGGCUGCAGCGAGAGUGGGCCGCUUCAAAGCCAACUAUGCUGUUGAGCGCAAGAUCGAGCCUUUUUACAAGGGCGGGAAGGUGCAGCUGGACCGGACUGGGCAGCACCUCUUCUGUGUCUGUGGUACCAGAAUCAACAUCUUGGAUGUGGCCUCGGGGGCCAUACUACGUAGCCUGGAGCAGGAGGACCAGGAGGACAUUACUGCCUUUGACCUCAGCCCUGAUGAUGAGGUGCUGGUGACAGCCAGUCGGGCACUGCUGCUGGCUCAGUGGGCCUGGCGAGAGGGCAGUGUCACCCGCCUGUGGAAGGCAAUACACACAGCCCCUGUGGCCACCAUGGCUUUUGACCCCACCUCCACACUACUAGCCACAGGUGGCUGUGACGGGGGUGUGCGCAUCUGGGAUAUUGUGCAGCACUAUGGGACACACCACUUCCGGGGCUCGCCAGGUGUCGUGCAUUUGGUGGCCUUCCAUCCGGACCCUGCACGCCUGCUCCUCUUCUCCUCAGCCAUGGACGCCGCCAUCCGCAUAUGGUCACUACAGGACCGGUCGUGCCUGGCUAUACUGACUGCCCACUAUAGUGCUGUCACCUCUCUGACUUUUAGUGCUGAUGGCCACACCAUGCUCAGCUCGGGCCGGGACAAGAUCUGCAUUGUCUGGGACCUGCGGAACCACCAGGCCCUGCGGACCGUGCCAGUGUUUGAGAGUGUGGAGGCUGCAGUGCUGUUGCCAGAGGAACCAGCACCCCAGCUGGGUGUGAAGUCCACGGACCUGCACUUCUUGACAGCUGGCAACCAAGGCAUAUUGCGUGUGUGGGAGGCAGCCUCUGGGCAGUGUGUACACACACAGCAGCAGCUGUCAGGCCCUGGGCGGGAGCUGACCCACUGCACUCUGGUCCGAGCUGCUGGCUUACUCCUCAGUGUUACUGCUGACCACAACCUGCUGCUCUAUGAGGCACGCUCGCUUCAGCUACAGAAACAGUUUGCCGGCUACAGUGAGGAGGUAUUGGAUGUCCGGUUCCUUGGGCCUGAGGACUCCCACAUUGUUGUGGCCUCCAAUAGCCCAUGCCUGAAAGUGUUUGAGCUACAGACUUCAGCCUGCCAGAUUCUCCAUGGCCACACAGACAUUGUGUUGGCCCUCGAUGUGUUCCGGAAGGGGUGGCUAUUUGCCAGCUGUGCCAAGGACCAGAGUAUCCGUGUCUGGAGGAUGAACAAGGCUGGCGAAGUGACCUGUGUGGCUCAUGGCUCUGGGCACACACACAGCGUGGGCACCAUCUGCUGCUCUAGGCUGAAGGAGACCUUCCUGGUGACCGGCAGCCAGGAUUGUACUGUGAAGCUGUGGCCCCUCCCCGAAGUUCUGCUGUCCAAGAACAAAGCCCUAGACAGUAGUCCUGUCCUCCUACAGGCCUUGACCACACAGCGUUGCCAUGACAAGGACAUCAACAGUGUAGCUGUUGCCCCCAAUGACAAACUGCUGGCCACAGGCUCACAGGACCGCACAGCCAAGCUCUGGGCCCUGCCACAGUGCCAACUGCUGGGUGUCUUCUCAGGCCACCGGCGUGGCCUCUGGUGUGUCCAGUUCUCACCCAUGGACCAGGUGCUGGCCACAGCCUCAGCUGAUGGCACUGUCAAGCUCUGGGCACUGCAAGACUUCAGCUGCCUCAAGACAUUUGAGGGGCAUGAUGCUUCUGUACUGAAGGUGGCCUUUGUGAGCCGUGGCACACAGCUGCUGUCCAGUGGUUCUGACGGGCUCGUGAAGCUCUGGACCAUCAAGAACAACGAGUGCGUGAAGACACUGGACGCACACGAGGACAAGGUCUGGGGGUUGCACUGCAACCGUCUGGAUGACUGUGCCCUCACUGGUGCCAGUGACUCCUGUGUCAUCCUCUGGAAGGAUGUGACCGAGACAGAGCAGGCAGAGGAACAGGCCAAGAAGGAGGAGCAGGUGGUCAAGCAGCAAGAACUGGACAACCUGCUUCAGGAGAAGCGGUACCUGCGGGCAUUGGGCCUGGCUAUCUCCCUGGACCGGCCCCACACUGUGCUGACUGUUAUCCAGGGCUUAUCUUCCCUCCUCCCACAGCCAUCCGGAGGGACCCUGAGGCCUGUGAGAAGCUGGAAACCACAGUGCUCCGGCUGCGGCGAGACCAGAAAGAGGCCUUGUUGCGUUUCUGUGUCAUAUGGAACACAAACUCAAGGCAUUGCCACGAAGCCCAGGCUGUGCUGGGUGUGCUCCUGCGGCAUGAGUCUCCCGAAGAGCUGCUGGCCUAUGAGGGUGUUCGGACCUCGCUUGAGGCCCUGAUGCCCUACACCGAGCGGCACUUUCAGAGGCUGAGCCGGACACUGCAGGCAGCUACUUUCCUCGACUUCCUAUGGCACAACAUGAAGCUACCCACCCUCCCUGUGGACCCCUCAGCUCUCUGAAACACGCAGAAGGUGUACUUUUCUAUUCUAGCUCCCUGUGUCUGGGCAUUGUCUCACUUUGGGUCCUGGAUCACAACCUUGGCCAGCCGCAUCCCUGUGCCCUGGCCUGGAUAUGACCCAACAGGCCUGCCCCUCAGCACAGACACUGGGUAUAGGUCAAUCAGUAGAGUUUUUUAUUUAGAGGAAAUAGAAGAGUAUAGCCUCCUGGCCCUGCCAGUCAGGGAAUCCCACCCUCAAAUGCACUUCCCCCUGAGCUGGGGGUGGUAUGGCUGCCAUCAGGCUCCAGACUCCCUGGGGUCUGGAGCUUCUGGCCUGCUGCUCCAGCUAUGGGGUGCACAGCACAGCCCUCCAUGUGGUUCUGCAUACUCUCAAGGGGGUCCCUGACCCCCUGGGUGCCUCCCCAGUGCCCUUCGUGUGAUGGUGCAGCAGCGACUCUGAAUGGCACUCAGCAGGGGGCGGGUGGGCACAGUAGGGGAAAGGGUUGCGGCCUGCGGGGGCUCAGGGCAGCUUUGGGCCUCGUCCACCCUGUCCUCCCCACCCUCUGCCCCACAGUGGAGCCCUGGCCCACUCAGGAGCAUGCUCAACCCAUCUGGCUGCAGCAGCACGGAGGGGAGAAGACCUGUGCGGUUGCCGAACCUGUGAUAAAAGUGGGGUUUGGUUAGCACAAGGCCUUACCCUUGGCUGGACACCCCCUGCCAAAGCCCCACACCUGCACACCUGCAUAGCCACCAGCCACGGUCUGACAUUUCCAGCACGCGCACACGUGCCCCUGCAGGUACUGAUAGCUCGUCGGCCUGGCUGCUUUCAUAGGCACGGGAAGCACAGAACUGGGACCCUGGAAGUGGGGUACUUGGGGGGUCACCACAAGGCUUCCACUUCCUGGUCCCCUCAUUUCCCACUGAAUCACCAACUCUGAGAUCCCUCUUUGUUUGGAUCUCUGCUGACACCAAGGACCACUCGAAAACCCACUGGAUCUCCACCCUCCUAUGGGUACUACGCACAGGCUACUGCCACCACCUAGUCAUUCCACAGCUUCUCUCCCCUGGGUCAGGUGCUUUCUGUGGCCCAGCCUGGCUGCAUGCUGCCCAGUGGUGGUGGUGGUGGUGGUGGGCAUGGGGAGGAGGGUUAGUCUCAUACCACUACUCCCUAGGGACUGCCCCUGUUCUUGUCUCUGGCCUGGGGCCACCUCCUCCAGGUAGGGAGCAGGAAACCAUGCUAUCUGUUGGUCUUCAUUCUCUACCAGCCACCAGCCUGUGUGCAAGAGGUGGGCAGGGGUUCAGCUCCCCAGGCCCUCUGGGCUCCUGGGGGCAGAAGAUUGAAUCCCCAGACUCCUGCCCAGCCCUACCUGAGGGGUGUCGCAGCAGCACAUUUAGGGCUUCCUGGGCCUGAGCAUGGAAAAGUCGGCCCCGUGUGUCCUGGGUGCUGAAGGGCUGCAGGCAGUGUAGGCUCAGAGCCUCCAGGCUGUGGAUGGAAAGGCUGCCCACAGGGCCAGGUAGGGGCUCUUCCUGGACAGGCAAGAUCACCAGGCUGGAAAGGGCAGCAGGCACAGGCAAGAGGUGGGUGGGUGAGAAGUGUGGAGAUUGGCCUGCCAACCCUCAGAAGUCCCUCAGCUGCCCUGUCUUUGGACCUCUUAGGCCCUUUCUCCACUAUGCCACCUCCACCCUCCAGAUACUUCCCGUGGGGAGUUUGGGGUGGUCAAGCACCUGCCAGGUGGCACUGUGGGCUCCAGGUCCCAGGGUUGUGGUGCAAAGAAGCUGGUGAUCACUGGGGCCCUAGACACAUGCUUCACCAACAGCAAUGUCUGUGAAUAGGUCUCCAGCAGCCGCAGGCGUGUCAGGCCGCGGCCUGUACGCCCCCCACGCACCAACAAGGAAGUGUCUGUGGGCAUGACAGACCGUCUAACCCUGCCCCAGGGUGUUCCCCCACCAGGCUGCCCCUGCCCCUGCCCCUCCCAGGAUCCCUGCUGGCCUGACCUGGAAGCUUGGGGAGAAUGCGGUCAGAUCUCUGCAGCAGGCCCGCCUCUACUGGGAAGGUCUCCUUGAGGGUCUUCUAAGGGCGAGAACCAGCCUAUUGGUCCCAAAACCAGUAGGUCCCAAUGCCCACCGGGGUUCACUUGGGCAGGUGGGGUUCCCUUGCCAGGAUUGUAAGGACAGGAAGCCCGCCAGAGUGUGAGAACAGGCACUCCAGUGGGGGUCAUGAGUGGAUCAUGCAGUUAAGUCAGGUCGCCCCAAGUUCACUCACAUGAAGCCUCCUGAACUCAUCCCAGCUCCUGCGCACAAAGGUGUUGCUGUUGUCAGACCAGUGCACAGAGAUGGCGAAUGUCUGUUGGAGGAAAGGCUGGGGGUAUCUGGGAGGGGCUGGGCCAUGAAAACUCCCUCCUCCCCUCCCUCCCUUCUCGAGGUUGUCAGGGACCUGUAGGGUCAUACCUGGAGCCUCUCUGUCUGCACCAGAGCUGCUGCACGUACUGACACUGGGUGCCGAGGGCCUGCCAUAGCUGUGGCUUUUUGAGUCGCAAUCUGGGCCUCUGAAGCUGGCAGUGAGCAGUGAAGGGUCCUGCUGCUUCCUUGCUCACACUGGGUGGGGAGGCACUCCCGGGAACCCGGAAGAUUGGUGGGAAUUCCCCAGUGACGCCUCACCUCAGACCUGCCAGGAUCUUGUAGCGCUGCCCUACCUGCUUUCUUCACAACUUCCUCACUAUACCCUAAGCUGAAGGUUUGGGUGGAGGGGCAGAAACACAAGGCUUGAGAGUGAGAGGGGGAGCACGGAUGUGGUGGAGGGGCUAGGACUGCUGCCUGAGGCCCUCCUACCAAAGUCUGGCCUUGAGAGAAGGAAGAGUCAUCAAAGUGCCGCCAGGCCUGGCUCACCCUUCCAGCUCUCCCACGCCCUGUGGCCCUGUGUUGAUACUGGUGAGAGCCUGCUGCCAGGGUGGGCCCCACUGCUGUCUUUGAACUCCCUGGAGGUUCACAAGCAGUUAUCAGGAAUGGCUUAAUCCUACUUUGGAAAAAGGUCUUUUAAUGUUACCAAGUCACAAAGGAGGAAAUUUAUGUUAAAGGGCUGAUUGUCAGAUUUUCUGUAUGUGUUGGGAAGGGGCAGACCUCACAGGGUCACCCAGAAGUUCCCCUAUGGGGGGCAGACUUAAGGCAGAAAGAAGAGAGUCUAUCUCUGCAGUCACCUGGCACUUGGAAGUGGGGAAGGUUGUGACUAGGACUGUUUUAAGAGCAGUCUCUGAAUUCAUGAUUUAUUACAAGUACUGCAAACGCAGCCUCUGAGAUCAGGAGUGAUUAUUCCCCCCACUAACUGGGGCAGUGAGAGAAGGCCCUAGAAUCUCCAGAUGGUAUGCCUGAGUGCCCCACAUUUCUGGGCUGCUUCCUUAUAGAGAUUUCUGCAGCCCCAUCUAACUUUGGUGCAUGAUUUUCUGCUGUUGGAACUAAUGUAGGGAGGAGGCCCUGAACACACAAGAGUCCCUCUCAGUGCCUUUGUCACUCGCUGUCCCUCUGGGUCCCUGAGUUUACUGUCUCAUUAUCUCUCUCUGUCCUUGUCACUCUCUGCCUCUGAGAGGAGACCACACUGUGAAGUGUUAUUUUUCUAAUAAACUACUUUUGACUCUA